UCAUAUGAAAGAAGUAGACAAGGUCUACAAGUGUUGGUUGUAGCAACAGCCGUUAAGGUGUGGCCAAAUCCAGGACAAGGACCAUCUUCAUCGGUGGGUCUCUGUUUAAAACCAAGUAAUUUCUCUAAAGUGUUUGUAGGUGAAUUUUGUACGUGGGGCGAUAAUAUAUCAAAGUUUUAAAGUUAGAAUGCCCAAAAAAAAAACAAAGGUUGUUUUAGUGUGACCAUUAACAACACGGAAAGUUUGAGCGAAAGAAAUUUUAAAGAAAUAGCAGAAAAAGUUUUCUUGACAACUCAUGUCGUGGAAUUCAUGAUGUGGAUUGCGGCCAACGAGCGAAACUUUGAAGAGAUAGCAGGAAGAAAAGUAGGAAGCGUGUCCAUCGCUGGGUCAAUAUUCUGCCCGUUCUUCAAGGGGCGAACUUCCAAAUUCCAAACUCAACAAUUCAUUUGACCUGUUUGCUUUUCUUUGUCAGCUCUAUCUCUCUCAAUUCUUUUGUAUAUCCUUUCAUUAUUUCUUGCAGAACUUUAUUACGAAAUGAAAGGAUCCAGAGAAGAGAAGAAGAGGUUAGUGGUGAUAGGCGGGGGCAUUGCAGGCUCUCUACUCGUCAGAUCUCUUCAAUUUGACGCUGAUGUUACCCUCAUUGAUCCGAAGGAGUACUUUGAGAUCACUUGGGCAACCUUGAGAGCAAUGGUGGAGCCAACAUCUGGGGAGAGAUCAGUGAUAAAUCAUAGAGAUUACUUCACAAAUGGCCGAAUUGUUACAUCUUGGGCAACAAACAUCACUGACACAGAUGUAUUGACUGCAGAUGGCCAUGUAAUUCCCUAUGACUAUCUUGUCAUUGCCACUGGCCAUGUGGAUUCUGUCCCAAAAAGUAGGACUGAAAGACUAGCUGAAUACCAAGCAGAAAAUGAAAAGAUCAGGUCUGCUCAUUCCAUUUUGAUCAUUGGAGGAGGUCCCACUGGCGUUGAACUUGCAGGAGAAAUUGCUGUUGAUUUCCCAGAAAAGAAGGUUACUCUGGUGCAUAAUGGAUCAAGGUUGAUGGAAUUUAUUGGAACAAAAGCUGCUGAUAAAACACUAAAAUGGUUACGAUCAAAGAAUGUUGAUGUGAAGUUAGAGCAGCGGGUUGAUUUAAAUCAUUUUUCAGAAUCAGACAGCAGUACUAACAAAACAUAUCAUACUUCAUCUGGAGAAACUAUCAAAGCAGAUUGUCAUUUCUUAUGCACGGGAAAACCUUUGGCCUCAGCAUGGCUCCAAGAUACUAUCCUGAUGAAUAACUUGCAUUCUAAUGGAAGCUUGGCAGUUGACGAGUACCUAAGAGUCAAGGGCCAAAAGAAUAUAUAUGCAAUUGGAGAUAUUACUAAUAUUCCGGAAAUCAAACAAGGGUAUUUGGCACAGAAACAUGCUGAAGUGGUUGCAGGGAACUUGAAGCUAUUGAUGAAUGGAGGAAAAGAAAGCAAAAUGGUGGCUUACAAGCCAGCUUCUUCAGUAACAGCAAUUGUUUCGCUGGGUAGAAGAGACGCUGUUGCUCAAUUUCCAUUCACUACUAUAAUCGGCAUUAUUCCUGGGAUCAUAAAAUCUAGAGACUUGUUUGUAGGGAAAACAAGGAAGCAGAGAGGACUAGAAUCUCAUGUUGUAUGAAUUGAAAGAGAUAUGAAUAAGCCAAAAAAUAAGGGAUGCUUUUGUUUAAUUCCUUUGCCUGUGGAAUUGAGGUUGAGUUUUGAGUCCUAAGAUGUUGAAGUAGCGUACAUUUAUUGUGAAUAAUUAUUAUUAUUAAAUUAUGUGUCAUCUUGAAACGCCUUAA
Jatropha curcas is the source of this 1801-nucleotide messenger RNA. RefSeq names its product FAD/NAD(P)-binding oxidoreductase family protein. Lineage: Eukaryota; Viridiplantae; Streptophyta; Magnoliopsida; Malpighiales; Euphorbiaceae. Gene Ontology annotation, cellular component: cytoplasm. The record is from RefSeq and is a predicted model, not a curated record. Gene Ontology annotation, molecular function: flavin adenine dinucleotide binding; electron-transferring-flavoprotein dehydrogenase activity.